Molecule: messenger RNA, 426 nt
Organism: Lotus japonicus
Lineage: Eukaryota; Viridiplantae; Streptophyta; Magnoliopsida; Fabales; Fabaceae
Exons: 2
Coding region: 1-426 (141 amino acids)
Source: RefSeq, a predicted model, not a curated record
AUGAGAAGACCAUGUUCAUCUGGCUCUUGUGCAUCCUCGGGCACUUACUCCAUACCUCCAGGUGGAAUCUGUGCUUGUGGGGAACUAAUUGUUUACCUGACAUCUCACACUUCUGAUAACCCAGGAAGGCAUUUUUGGAGAUGCAGGAAUUUCAAGGGACUGUGGUUUCUUCUUGUUGGAGUCCAAAGUUCAGGAACACAACGUGUUGUUGAUAUGUUGAGGACAGAGUUGGAAGAUUCGAAGAACAAACUGGAAGAAUUGAAGAAGAAAUUGGAGGAUACAAAGAUGAAAUUGGAGGAAAGCAAGAACAAAAUUAGCAAGCUUGACUGUGAGCUGCUGAACAAGAAAAUUGUCUUUGCAGCCAUACUGAUUGUUGUGUUAGGUUGGGUUGUUAGCAUUUGCUUCCUUUAUGGAAGAAAAAUGUAG